GCUGUUUGUAGAGUGAAGUUGAGUCACACAGGGGUGUGGUUACCCAGACCUCCCUCUCUUUCUCCUUCCUUCCUCCUCUCCCUCUUUCAAGCUCUCUCUUUCUCUCAGGAGGGGCUCCGGAGUACUGAAGACCUCAGGGCUUCACGGCAGCAGGUAGUGAGCAGCAGCAACAAUGGAGGCCAUAUUGUCGCAAUGGGUUCAGAAGUAUCACGAUUUCAUGAAAGGAGCAGACGCACGGAUACAGGAUUACCCCCUUAUGAAGUCUCCUAUCCUCCCUGGCGCCAUACUGCUAAGUUAUGUGUUCUUUGUGUUGUCCCUUGGACCACGAAUUAUGGCAAAUCGGAAGCCAUUUGACCUGAAGCCAUUGAUGGUUGUUUAUAACUUUGGCCUUGUGGCAUUUUCUGCUUUCAUUGUAUAUGAGUUCCUCAUGUCGGGUUGGUUAACUGGGUACACGUGGCGCUGUGACCCUGUGGAUGUGUCCGAUAAUCCAAUGGCCUUAAGGAUGGUUCGAGUUGCCUGGAUGUUCUUGUUCUCAAAAUUUAUUGAGCUCCUCGAUACUGUUUUCUUUGUCUUGAGAAAGAAGAAUGAGCAGAUCACGUUUUUGCACAUCUUCCAUCACUCUGUUCUGCCCUGCAGUUGGUGGUGGGGAGUGAAAUUUGGUCCAGGCGGUAUGGGCUCUUUUCAUGCUAUGAUCAAUUCCCUGGUUCAUGUCAUUAUGUACUUAUACUAUGGACUGUCUGCUGCUGGACCACGUUUCCAGAAAUACCUUUGGUGGAAGAAACACAUGACAGCCAUUCAACUGAUCCAAUUUGUAUUGGUCUCCAUUCACAUCUCACAGUAUUACUUCAUGCCCAGCUGUGGGUACCAGUACCCCAUCUUUAUUCACCUCAUCUGGAUUUAUGGCACAGUCUUCUUCAUGUUAUUUUCCAAUUUCUGGUACCAGGCCUACACCAAGGGAAAACGUCUGCCGAAGGGUAAUGCAGCCGUCAAUGGCGCCAUACAUCAGAACGGCAAAGCCAAAAAUGGCAAACCCAAGUCCAACUAGACCCAAGCACCUGAAGACGUGAGUGUGCGAAAUCUUCAUACGCACAAAUGCAGCAGGUGCAAAGGAAGGUCUUGCCACCAUUAUUAACAUGCCCAGCUGUGUGAUGGCCAGUAAAAAUAAACUGCCAAACUGGUAUCUGAGUGCAACUGGGGAAUUCACCAGCCAAAUGAAGUGCCUAAAAGACUGUUUAAACCAAAAGUCUGAAUCCAAGCUACCCUAUGUUCCUUCCCUCUGCUAUAGCUACUCUUUCUGCCUGCAGUAUGAAGACACUCCUGAGCAGUCCAUGAAGAAUCCAGCCCACUCCAGUAAUGCAAUAAACCACAUGUAUGUGCUCUUUACUGUACUAACCGGUCCCACAAGGUUACCGGCUGUCAGAUUCCAGUAAAUUUGGGUCAGACAGAUGACAUUUCCUCACUAACUCCUGUUUGCUUUCAUAUCACUUUUGCAGUGGAAAUGUUUUUUGGUUUUAGGGAGAUAUUUCUGCAUUGCUAAGGAAAAGUGCAUGGAUUCUGAAAUACUUGAAUACAGGGACAUCUGUGAGUUGUACAUUUAGUUCCUAGUGUCCCCGUCUUUGUUUUCCGAAGGAAGCAACAGUAUUGUGUGUAUUUGUGUGUUUUGGCUAAAUUUAAUAGACCUAAUGAAUUAGAUUGUCAGCUUAGUGGUGUGCACUUGUUCAUUUGUCAAACCCAACACUUCCUUACCCUUAACCUGUCCACACUCACUUGAUUGUCCUGCAGUUUAUCUGCCACUGAUUUGUCACACUGUAGCAUUCCUGUUGAAUCUUUAUUUUUAAAAAUCACUUUAUUGUAGAUUUAUGCUGCUGGUUACACUGGGUGGGGCCUUUUAUAUUAGACAUUCUAUGCCAAGGUGUGCAAGACUGGCAAAGAGAGUAGGAAAGGUAGGGAAACAUGGCACUGUUGUUUGCACGCAAAACUGGGAACUUCGGGUACCUUAUCUGCAAGUCUGCCAGAACCUAUUUAUCUUUUUUUUUUGUGUGUUAAACGAAUAAUAAAGAAUUUUUGUACAUUGAAACUAUCAGAAUCGUUAGACAUGAACCUAUAUAUCCUAAGUGGUAUUCAAAAAGCCUGCUCUAAACUGGUGUAAGUAUUAAAAUCUUAUACCAAGGUGUAGUGUGAAAAGUAACAUUUAAUAAACACAACAGAAUGCGAAUGAGAUGUUAUAUUCUCUGUCUUUAACUUGCAUUUCAAUAACCAUCUUAAUGUCAUUGGCAACCUCUUUGGCAGCAGAGGGGUUAAAUCUGCACUACACAUUGAUCCUCUUGCAAUUAAAAUAUUUCAGGUUGGAAUAUUAUUUUUUGUUUCACAAACAGUAAAGCACUUUUCUUUAUUAUGGAUUUGUAACCAAGGGGAUCUGCCUGUAUGGAAAUGUCGUCAUAUACUGUAAAGAAUUUAUAGUUAAUAUUGUGCAAUCAGAACAUUUAAUUGCCAAUACUAUUAGAGCAUACAAUGGGGUAGAUAGAAGCGCUGAUCUUUUGUUCACGCUUUUUUUAUAUCCAACUUGUAAUUAGUCCCUUUUUGUUAGUUUGCCAGUUACAUCUCUUAGCAACCACGAAUUCCAAAAAUACGUUUUCUGAUUCAUUUGUCUGUGUAAAUAACAAUUAACUUAUGUUAAAUUUUGCCUUUUUUUCCAACUGCAAAAAUAUUUAAGCUCUUAAAAGAGUAUGUAUGUAUGUAAGUGGGAGAGAGUAUGUGAAACGUAUCUUAAUGCUUCACAUUUGUUGCUGAAGAAUAUAUCCAAAAUUCCUGGGGUUGUUGUCCAAAUAGAAAUACUAGUAUGUAUUUCUUAAAGCAAAUAUACGUCUCUCUCUCUCUCUCUCUUCUUAAUCGGUGCUCUGUGUAAGAACAUUAUCUCCUAUGGCCCUUAAUUGUUGUAUGUGGACUGUAAGCAAACAAACAAAAAAACCACAGUUGUGCCUUAUGUUUUACUGUCUUAUUCCAUUUCUGAAAUGUAUCCUUAAUUACUCUGUAUUAUUAAAGAUGUUCCACCCA
This is a messenger RNA of Bombina bombina (fire-bellied toad), 3054 nucleotides long. RefSeq names its product ELOVL fatty acid elongase 1 (gene ELOVL1). Gene Ontology annotation, cellular component: endoplasmic reticulum; endoplasmic reticulum membrane. Gene Ontology annotation, biological process: very long-chain fatty acid biosynthetic process; fatty acid elongation, saturated fatty acid; sphingolipid biosynthetic process. The transcript is spliced from 8 exons. The record is from RefSeq and is a predicted model, not a curated record. NCBI's taxonomy places the organism in Eukaryota, Metazoa, Chordata, Amphibia, Anura, Bombinatoridae. The coding region runs from base 173 to 1045 and encodes 290 amino acids. Gene Ontology annotation, molecular function: fatty acid elongase activity.